This is a messenger RNA of Arabis nemorensis, 630 nucleotides long. NCBI's taxonomy places the organism in Eukaryota, Viridiplantae, Streptophyta, Magnoliopsida, Brassicales, Brassicaceae. The record is from the annotation of a GenBank genome assembly.
AUGCCUCGAAGAGGUUUGGUUGCCAAUACAGUUUCUUACAAUACUCUUAUUCAGGGCUUKUGUCAAGUGGGUGAUCUUAGUGCUGYUGAAGACCUUUUCCAGGAGAUGAUUUCUCAUGGUGUGUGCUGUGAUAUCGUAACUUAUAUCAUUUUGCUGGACGGUCUCUGCAAGAAUGGGAGACUGGAAAYGGCAUUGGAAAUGUUUGAGGUAAUGCAGAAGAGUAAGAUGGAUUUGGAUAUUGCGAUUUACAACAUCAUCAUCCAUGGAUUGUGCAAGGGUAACAAGGUGGACGAAGCCUGGGACUUAUUUUGUAGUCUCCCCAUCGAUAGUGUUGAGCCUGAUGUUCAAACUUACAAUAUAAUGAUCUUUGGGUUUUGUGGAAAAGGUGCAGUUUCUGAGGCAAAUGAACUAUUCCAGAAAAUGAAUGACAGUGGACAUGUUCCAGAUAACUGCACAUACAAUACACUAAUUAGAGGAUGUCUUAAAGCUGGUGAAAUUGCUGCAUCAGCUGAAUUUAUCAAGGAAAUGCGAAGCAGCGGGUUCAAUGGAGAUGCAUCUACCGUGAAAAUGGUAGCUGCUAUGAUAUCUGAUGGUAGACUGGACAAGAGCUUUUUGGAUAUGUUAUUUUAG